AUGUCUGCCAAGCUUAUUGAAGCCAGUGAUUUUGACAAAAGGAAGAGGACUUCCCUGUGGUUCACAAUUUGUCUUCUUGUACUGUCAAUUAUCAUAUUGGCUAUAGGCUUAGGUGCAACCACAAGAACAGAAAAUAUUUCAGUGGGAGGAUACUAUCCUGGGAUUAUUCUUGGAUUCGGAUCCUUCUUGGGCAUUAUUGGGAUUCAUCUGGUAGAAAACCGAAAACAAAUGCUAGUAGCUGCCAUUGUAUUCAUCAGCUUUGGGGUGGUAUCGGCUUUCUGCUGUGCAAUCGUUGAUGGUGUUUUUGCGGCUCGACAUAUUGAGCCAAGACCUCUGUACAGUGGGAGAUGUCAGUUUUUCUCCAGUGGAUCUGGGCUUGCCUAUGACACUUACCAGACAGAGGUCAUGUGCUAUUCCCUAAGCAAUGGAUGUCAGCUGAGAGUUAAAACUCACACCUGUUACUGCUGUGACCUAUACAACUGUGAAAACUCAGAAGAGAUGACCAGCUACUAUGAAUUUGUAGGUGUAAACAGCUGCCAGGAUGUUGUCCACUUAUAUCGCCUGCUGUGGACCUCUACUGUGCUGAACGUCAUAGGCUUAUUCUUGGGCAUUGUUACAGCUGCUAUUCUUGGAGGUUUUAAGGACAUGACUCCACUUUCCCAAACCAACUUUAACUCAUCACCACCACCUCAGAUUCUAUACAACCCAGCUCAACAGAUAUUAACCUACACUGGAUUCUGUUCUCCAACAGCUGCUCUUCCAUCGUAUGCUACUUAUCCUUUACCCCUUCAGCCAACAGGUUCGUAUCCUGCCACUUCAUCUGCAGAUAUAUCGUUAUCUGAUGACAACCAGCAUCCGUCUCACUCCAGCUCAACGAAUGGACUCAUUUCUAGCCCGGGCUCUCACUAUGCUGCCAACAAUCUCUUGCCAGGAGAAAAACCACCACCUUACGUGCCAUAGACUCAAUUCUUAUUCUAAUACAAAGACUUGAAGUAAAAAAAAAAAAAAAAACAGGAAACAAAAUAUUUAAGGGCUUGUGGCACAUUGUUAAAUUCAACACAUCAUUCCAUUUCUUGACUUGGAGAAAUGUCCGAUAUUAAUUAUCAGACUGCACAAGCCAAUGGCAAUAUUAUACAAGGUAGUUUAUUUCCUGUAGAUUUGUUUGUUAUAAACUAUCAGCAUAGUGAGAAGUUUUGUACGAUUUCUAUUGAUUUUAAUUUGCCUAUAAACGAUGCGUUCUUCUUGCUGUUAAAAUUAUACAAUUAAAAACAUAUAAAUAUACAUAUAAAAGUAGAGUUUAUGAUCAGAAUUAUUCAUUACAAAAGAGGAUGACAUAUAAAUACAGCUUUAUUCAUUUACCUCAGUUUUGGCCCAGAUUACAAGUGGAGGGCAUAGGGCCCGCGCAUAGAAUAGCACACAAUCUGGUAUUCUAAGUGAAUGGUAAAAAUUACCAGAGAAUUUUAGCACACCCUACACUUUCAAUGGAUAGCAUUGGUGCAUUAAACAUAGCUCAUAUUACAGCACAACAUGAUACCUGAAGUAAAGGGCUAAAAGAAAAGUAUAACAAAACACAUGUAAAACAUGUUAAAAUAAAGUAUUCCACUAAUGUAUAUAUAUAUUUAUAUAUCUCCAUAUAUGGCUAUAGAUAAAUAUAUAUAUGUUGCGGGUAAAGUAAGAAAUGGGUAAUCCUAGCAUUACCUGGGUAAACCUGACAUUACCCAAGCGCUGUGGGUAAAGCCCGAUGUAACAUGAAUAAAUCUUCUCUGAGUGCAUCGAGUCACCACAUCAAACAUAUAUACGAUGCACUGCAAAUGAUACAUCUUCACUAUCUUUUUUUGCCUCUGCUCGGGGGUUCCAAUAGUGUAGAUGGGGUAAUUACAUUACAUUGGGCUUUAUUCCCAGCCACUUGGGCAAUGUCAGAUUUACCCAGGUAAUCCUAGGAUUACACGGAUUUCUGACUUUACCCGUAACAUAUAUAUUUUACAGUAAAUAUAGACAGCUAUAUUUAAAAUAAAAAUAUAAUGUUCUUCUUUCUUUUGUUAUGUUUUAAUACAUCUUUGGCUUUGUGCACUUGGCUUAGAGUACCUUCAGGUUAGCAAUUAUAUGAAACACAGAACAGGGUUUUGUAGCGCUCCCCACAGAAAUCUAGUGGAGAGGGCUUUCGAGUGAAAACAUUUUACUUUCAAGCUGUAAUAUGAGCACAAGAAUAAGAGCGCUACUGCUCUAACUUGAGCAGAGUUAGCACUCAAUAGUGCUAAUAUUUUUGCGCUCCACUUGUAAUCUAGCCUUUAAUUUAGCAAAACAAAGAGACACUGUAUUUUUUUUUUGCUAAUGUCAACUAUUAAAUGCUUGAUACUAUGGGGCCAAUUUAUCAAGGGCCGAAUA
Bombina bombina (fire-bellied toad) is the source of this 2385-nucleotide messenger RNA. RefSeq names its product transmembrane protein 255B (gene TMEM255B). Bases 1 to 960 code for a protein of 319 amino acids. NCBI's taxonomy places the organism in Eukaryota, Metazoa, Chordata, Amphibia, Anura, Bombinatoridae. The transcript has 9 exons. The record is from RefSeq and is a predicted model, not a curated record.